UGAAGAAGAAACGAGCGUCCUUGCAAUGGGUUUGCUCCGAUGGCUGCUGGUGGCUGGCCAUCUGCUGCUUGCUCUAGCAGCCACUGAAACUGCCGCCACCACCGCUGCACCCCACACUGGCACCGACUCGCACGGAGUCGACACCAGCCACGACAGCCAUGCAGUUCAUAGCCACCCUCAUGUGGCCCUGCUGUUCCCCUUCGUUUCGAUGCUCCUAGGCAUCAUGCUGACUCACCUGGGCUCUCGGUGGUCAUUCCUGGCGUCCAUCCCAUAUACAGUUUCGUUACUGAUCGUGGGUGUCUUCCUGGGCCUUUUUCAUGUGGAGACCUCCGGUGGCCUGGGCACCCUCUCGGAGAGCAUGACUUUGUGGAUGGCCAUCGACCCACACCUCCUUCUUUUUGGGUUCCUGCCCGUCUUGCUCUUUGGCGACGCCAUGUCCAUUGUUUGGCACGACUUCCAGCGGACGGCUGCACAAUGUGCGAUCUUGGCAGGACCAGGGGUGCUCAUUGGCACUGCCCUGAUGUUCGUUGUCGCAAAGUUCAUAUUUCCAUACGGCUGGACGGCCUACGAGUGCGCGGCCUUCGGCUCCGUGCUGGCCGCCACGGAUCCGGUGGCCGUGGUGGGCCUUCUCAAGGAGAUGGGCGCGAGCCGUGUGCUCACCAUGCAGAUCGCCGGGGAGUCCUUGCUCAAUGAUGGGGUCGCCAUCGUCGUGUGGCUUGUUUUCUACGACUUCAUGAAAGGAGAAGAGGCGGGCGCCGGCAUCAUCCUCGUCCGCUUCCUGCAGCUGGCGGCGGGCGGCAUCCUCUUCGGGGCGGUCUGCGGCCUGAUCGGGGCCCGAUGGAUGUCCUUGGCUUCCGACCGCCUCGUCCACACGGACUCCCUCGUGCAGGUGGCCCUAACCAUCACCAUUGCCUACAUUAGCUUCUUCGUGGGCGAGAAUGAGCUCAAGGUGAGCGGAGUGCUCGCCACCAUCUUCGCGGCCUUGAUGAUCAGCAAAUACGCCACGCCUUUGGUGGUGCACAAGGACGGUCUGGGGGCCGUGUGGCACGCCAUGGAGUAUUUCGGGAAUACGGUGCUCUUCACGCUCUGCGGAGUCUUCUCCUAUGAGUCCUGCAAGAAGGUGGAGUGGGCGGAUUUCGGGUGGCUGAUCAUGCUGUAUCUCCUCGCCACCAUGGCGCGGGGCCUCAUGAUCGGCAUGCUCUGGCCUUUGGUCAACUUCGCGGGCGGCUCAGACGUGACGCGCACUACGUGGAAGGAGUGUCUGGUGAUGACUUGGGGCGGCCUGAGGGGCGCCGUGGGCCUCGCGCUGGCGCUGUCCAUGCGGAACCUGCUGAUUCAGCAGGGCAAGGAAUACACCGCCAACCUCAUGGUCUUCUUCGUCUCGGGCUUCGCCACCCUGACGCUGCUGGUGAACGCCACCACCUGCUCCGCGCUGCUGCAGGCGCUGGAGCUCACCAAGCCGCCGGAGGCGCAGAUCGUGAUCCUGUCGACCUUGCGCAAGCUCCUGGUCUCGAUCUCCAAGAAGGCCUUCACAGACUCGCUGGCGCAAGAUGGGCGCUUCAAGGCGGUGCAAGCGGCUGAGCUGGACUCACUGCUCGAGCACUUGGAGUCGGAGCACCAUGACGGCAAACAUCGCGACCACCACGAGGAGGACAGCCUCAGCAACAUGGCGGCCAUCAAUCUCGAAGGUGCCAACGAAGACCAGGAAGCGAUCGAUCAGCUCCAAGUGGCGCUGGAGGAGGAGGAGCUGAAACAAGAGCCAGCUGCGGAGACAGGCACCACGCCACAGGCGGCUGAGGGGGAGGAGAAGGCCAAGUCCAAGGAGCAUUGGUGGUGGGGAUUCGAGGAGGUGCAGCCGGCCCAGAUCCAGAAGGGCGGCCCCAGCUCGGUCUUUGAGAAGCGCUUCGGCUUCGCGGUCCGAGGCACUCACCAGGAGCGCGUGGUGUACCGGAAGCUGUACCUCUCGAUGUUGCGCGCGGAGUACAUCCGCCUCAUGGACUGCGGUAUGCUGCCUAUCCGCGCGGAAGGCGCUGAGCUGCUGCUGGGCUCCGUGGACGCGGCGGACGACUUCGCGGCGCUGGGCUUGAGCGAUUGGAAGAUCCUCCAGCCGCAGCUUCUGAAGCGCAGAGGCAGCAUUCUGGUGAAGGUCCGUGAGAUGCUGUCGCCCUACUUUGCGUUUGCACCCGUCACGGUGAGUGGGGGCCUUUCCUUCGACCUCUUCACCGUGGUGGCCUUUAUCGAUGCGCACCACACAGUGUGUCAUCGCCUGAUGAAGAGCGACGGCCUCUCGGGGGACGCGCGCGAGGAUGUCAUUAACGAAGCCUGUGCGGAAUUGGAAUCGGCACACACGAUGCUCAAGGACAAUCACAUUGGUGCGCCGCAGAUCAGCAAGGUGCGCACCAUGCAGCUGGCCACGAUGCUGUUCGAGGUGCAGAAGGACCAAGUCAUGCGCUGGCAGCAGCAAGGCGUGAUCUCAGACAAAGAGACGGAGGAGUUGCUGCACAACGUCAAGCAUGGCCUGGACCACUCCGAGGAGACUUUGAAGAAGAAGGUGUUGAAUAAGAUUGCCAAGGCCCGUGAGACGAUGAUGGGGAAGCGGCUGCUGGUGGACACAGAGUGAGCGGAGCGUGAGACAUGCGACUUGCGACUCGCGUCGCAACCGAACGUGCGGGAAGAAGCAAGAAAACAGACGCUCGAUUUUGAUUUCGGGGAGAGGAAAAGGGACACCCGCGCCAGUUUCGGAGGAGCACGCUAUGAAUCGGACGACGCUGCCAUGAAGAAAACUCAGGUCAGGGCUCCCUACAUUUCCCCUGGCGGUGGC
Effrenium voratum is the source of this 2821-nucleotide messenger RNA. Lineage: Eukaryota; Dinophyceae; Suessiales; Symbiodiniaceae. The record is from the annotation of a GenBank genome assembly.